Messenger RNA from Eimeria mitis, 765 nucleotides. RefSeq lists its product as uncharacterized. The record is from RefSeq and is a predicted model, not a curated record. Lineage: Eukaryota; Apicomplexa; Conoidasida; Eucoccidiorida; Eimeriidae. The coding region runs from base 1 to 765 and encodes 254 amino acids. The transcript is spliced from 3 exons.
AUGGACGCUGCGGUGGCAGCAGGUUGCAUAGAAGUUGCUGCAGCAGGUGGAGCAGCAGCAACAGCAGCAGCAGCAGCAGCUGCUGCUGCUGCUGCAGCAGCAGCAGCAGCAGCAGCAUUAGGGCCCCCUCUUGCUGUACCUGCUCUCGAGCUCACCCGGGGGCCCCCCCGGGGCCUCCCUCUUGGUCUCCCUCUGUUGCUGCCUCUGCGUGAAGCAGCAGCAGGGGGGCCCCCCGCUGCCUGCUGGGGGCCCCCCAGGCGCCUGACGCGCCCGCAGCAGCUCGGGGGCCUGUCCCUGCAGCAGCAGCAGCAGCAGCAGCAGCAGCAGCAGAAGGAGCAUGUGGAGCAAGUGCAACAUAUGCAGCAGCCGCAGGAGGGGGAGCAGCACACGUACAAGCAGCAGCAGCAUGAAAAACAGCAACAGCAGCAGCAGCACAAGCAGCAGCACGAUCAUCAACAGCAGCACAAGCAGCAGCAGCUGCUGCUGCACAAAAGCAGCAGCAGCUGCUGCAAAGAAAAACAGCAACAGCAGCAGCAGCACAAGCAGCAGCACGAUCAUCAACAGCAGCACAAGCAGCAGCACCACCACAAGCAGCUGCAGCAGCACCAGAAGCAGCAGCACCACCACCACAAGCAGCAGCAACAGCAGCAGCAGCAGCAGCAGCAGCAGCAGCAGGAGCAGCAGCAGGAGACUGACAGUAGCAGCAGCCCAGCACUGUUCUGUUGCUGCAAUGAUUUCUUUACAUCUAUCCUCAACGUGCUUUAA